Molecule: messenger RNA, 1960 nt
Organism: Megalops cyprinoides (Indo-Pacific tarpon)
Lineage: Eukaryota; Metazoa; Chordata; Actinopteri; Elopiformes; Megalopidae
Gene: prmt5
Product: protein arginine methyltransferase 5
Exons: 16
Coding region: 5-1903 (632 amino acids)
Biological process (GO): regulation of DNA-templated transcription; peptidyl-arginine N-methylation
Cellular component (GO): cytosol; nucleus
Source: RefSeq, a predicted model, not a curated record
UUUAAUGAUGGCGUCGGCGAGCACCGGGAGCCGGGUGUCGUGCGGGAGAGACCUGAGCUGCGUGCCCGAGGUGGCGGACACCCUCGCCGCUGUCGCCAGGCUCGGGUUUGAUUUCCUGUGCAUGCCCUUGUUCCACCCGCGGUUCCGUCGGGAGUUUGAUCUGGACCCGGCGCGGGCUCGUCACGGGGCACACACCCGUUCGGACCUGCUGCUGUGUGGGCGAGACUGGAACACGCUGAUUGUGGGCAAGCUGUCGCCAUGGAUACAGACCGAUUCCGAGGUGGAGACGGAGCGCAAGAACUCCGAGUCGGCCCUGGUGCAGGAGCUGAAUUUCUCGGCGUACCUGGGUCUGCCGGCCUUCAUGAUCUCCCUGAAGGGUCCCCACUGCGCCAACUUGGCCCGCAUACUGCUCAACCACAUCCACACCGGACACCACUCCUGCAUGUUCUGGAUUCGUGUGCCGCUGUUGGCCCCUGAGGGUGUGCGUGAUGACAUCAUUGAAAACGAGCCAGUCAAACACACGGAUGAUGGCGGUGCUGACGAGAAGACCUGGGCUUGGUGGCAUUCCUUCCGCACACUCUGUGACUACAACAAGAGGAUCUGCCUGGCCAUUGAAAUCGGCGCAGACAUGCCCUCUGACUCUGUGAUUGACAAAUGGCUUGGGGAACCAAUCAAAGCAGCCAUUCUACCCACCAGCAUCUUCCUAACCAAUAAGAAAGGGUUUCCUGUCCUGUCCAAGGCCCACCAGCGAAUCAUAUUCCGUCUUUUUAAGCUGGAAGCUCAGUUCAUCUUCACAGGGACCAGCCGGCACAGUGAGAAGGAUUUCCGCUCCUACCUGCAGUACCUGGAGUACCUGAACCAGAACCGGCCUGCCCCCAACUCCUACGAGCUCUUCGCCAAGGGCUACGAGGACUACCUCCAGUCCCCGCUGCAGCCUCUCAUGGAUAAUCUUGAAUCCCAGACGUAUGAAGUCUUUGAGAAAGAUCCCAUUAAAUACUCCCAGUACCAGCAGGCUGUGUACAAGUGUCUGCUGGACAGAGUGCCAGAGGAGGAGAAGGACACCAAUGUGCAGGUUUUGAUGGUGCUGGGGGCGGGGCGUGGCCCCCUGGUAAACGCCUCCUUGCGUGCGGCGAAGCAGGCGGAUCGGAAGCUCAGGGUCUACGCCGUGGAAAAGAACCCCAACGCGGUCAUCACGCUGGAAAACUGGCGGUUCGAGGAGUGGGGAGAUCAGGUGACCGUGGUGUCAUGUGACAUGCGGGAAUGGGCAGCGCCAGAGAAGGCUGACAUCAUCGUUAGCGAGCUGCUGGGGUCCUUCGGGGACAACGAGCUGUCCCCAGAAUGCCUGGAUGGAGCACAGCACUUCCUGAAGGAUGACGGGGUGAGCAUCCCGUGCUCCUACACCUCCUUCCUGGCCCCCCUGUCCUCCUCUAAGCUGUAUAACGAGGUGCGGGGGUGCAGAGAGCGGGACAAGGACCCCGAGUGUCACUUUGAGACCCCCUACGUGGUGCGGCUGCACAACUUCCACCAGCUGGCCGACCCCAAGCCCUGCUUCACCUUCACACACCCGUCUACAGAUAUGAAUAAUAACAGGUAUCAGUGCCUCCGGUUCUCGGUGCAGUGUAACUCGGUGCUUCACGGCUUCGCUGGAUACUUCGAGACCACUCUGUACGGAGACGUCACACUCAGUAUUAAACCAGAGACACACUCCCCCGGAAUGUUCUCCUGGUUCCCCAUCCUGUUUCCACUCAAACAGCCCAUUCCCCUGUCGCGGGGUGAUGAUGUCAGCGUGAGGUUCUGGAGGUGUAAUAAUGGGAAGAAGGUGUGGUAUGAGUGGGCUGUGACUGAGCCCGUCUGCUCCGCCAUCCACAACCCAGCGGGCCGGUCCUACACCAUCGGCCUGUAGAGAGAGCGCUAGCGCACACACACACACACACACACACACACACACACACACACACAC